This is a messenger RNA of Arvicola amphibius (Eurasian water vole), 5680 nucleotides long. It is a transcript of the gene Socs7, whose product is annotated as suppressor of cytokine signaling 7. Gene Ontology annotation, biological process: intracellular signal transduction; phosphatidylinositol phosphate biosynthetic process. The transcript has 10 exons. The record is from RefSeq and is a predicted model, not a curated record. Bases 1 to 1929 code for a protein of 642 amino acids. Gene Ontology annotation, molecular function: 1-phosphatidylinositol-3-kinase regulator activity. NCBI's taxonomy places the organism in Eukaryota, Metazoa, Chordata, Mammalia, Rodentia, Cricetidae. Gene Ontology annotation, cellular component: phosphatidylinositol 3-kinase complex.
AUGCAGGGGGCCGAGCUCCGGGACGGCGAGGCGGCGGCGGCGGCCGCUUCGUACCGGGUCCUGAGCCGCCUUCUCGGCUAUGGAGAGGCGGCCCCUGAGCCAGGCCCGCCGCCGCCGCCCCCGGGCCAUGGCCCGUCGCCGCCACCCUUCCUCGCGCGGCCCGGCCCGCGGGGUGCCCGGCCGCCGCAGCUGAUGGUGUUCCGCAACGUGGGGCGGCCGCCGGAGGAGGAGGACGCGGAGGCGGCCCCGGAGCCGGGACCCUCGGAACUGCUGUGUCCCCGGCACCGCUGUGCACUGGAUCCCAAGGCCCUACCUCCGGGCUUGGCGCUCGAGCGGACCUGGGGUCCGGUGUCUGGACUAGAGGCGCAGCUGGCGGCUUUGGGGCUCGGGCAGCCGGCGGGGCCGGGGGUCAAGACUGCCGGUGGAAGCUGCUGCCCGUGCCCGUGCUCCCCGCAGCCCCCGCCGCCGCAGCCCCCGCCGCCUGCUGCCGCCCCGCAGGCCGGGGAGGACCCCACGGAGACGAGCGACGCGCUGCUGGUCCUAGAAGCCUUGGAAUCGGAGGCCGAGAGCCUGGAGACUAACAGCUGUUCAGAAGAGGAGCUCAGCAGCCCGGGCCGUGGAGGAGGAGGGGGUGGCCGGCUUCUGCUGCAAGCCCCGGGAGCCGAACUACCCCCGGUGCCCUUCCCGCUGCAGGACUUGGUUCCUCCAGGGCGCUUGAGUCGAGGGGAGCAGCAGCAGCAGCAACCUCCCCCACCGCUGCCGCCUCCCGGGCCCCUCCGGCCCCUCGCGGGCCCUUCUCGAAAGGGCUCCUUCAAAAUCCGCCUCAGUCGCCUGUUUCGCACGAAGAGCUGCAACGGCGGCUCGGGCGGUGGGGAUGGGACCGGCAAGAGGCCUUCUGGAGAUCUGGCAGCUUCAGCUGCGAGCCUGACGGACAUGGGAGGCUCUGCGGGCCGGGAGCUGGAUGCGGGGAGGAAACCCAGGUUGACAAGAACUCAAAGUGCCUUUUCUCCGGUCUCCUUCAGCCCCUUGUUCACAGGUGAGACAGUGUCGCUUGUGGAUGUGGACAUUUCUCAGCGGGGCCUGACCUCUCCACACCCUCCAACUCCCCCUCCUCCUCCAAGAAGAAGCCUCAGCCUCCUAGAUGAUAUCAGUGGGACGCUGCCUACAUCUGUCCUUGUGGCUCCGAUGGGGUCUUCCUUGCAGUCUUUCCCCCUACCUCCGCCUCCUCCACCCCACGCCCCAGAUGCAUUUCCCCGGAUUGCUCCCAUCAGAGCAUCAGAAUCCCUGCACAGCCAGCCCCCUCAGCACCUCCAGUGUCCCCUCUACCGGCCCGACUCAAGCAGCUUUGCAGCCAGCCUUCGAGAGCUGGAGAAGUGUGGUUGGUAUUGGGGGCCUAUGAAUUGGGAAGAUGCAGAGAUGAAGCUGAAAGGGAAGCCAGAUGGUUCUUUCCUGGUACGAGACAGCUCUGAUCCUCGUUACAUCCUGAGCCUCAGCUUUCGAUCACAGGGUGUCACCCAUCACACUAGAAUGGAGCACUAUAGAGGAACCUUCAGCUUAUGGUGCCAUCCCAAGUUUGAGGAUCGCUGUCAGUCUGUGGUAGAGUUCAUUAAGAGAGCCAUCAUGCACUCCAAGAAUGGGAAAUUUCUCUAUUUCUUGAGAUCCAGGGUUCCAGGACUGCCACCAACACCAGUACAGCUGCUUUAUCCAGUGUCCAGAUUCAGCAAUGUCAAGUCCCUCCAGCAUCUUUGCAGAUUCCGGAUUCGGCAGCUUGUGCGAAUAGAUCAUAUCCCGGAUCUCCCACUGCCUAAACCUCUGAUCUCUUACAUUCGAAAGUUCUACUACUAUGAUCCUCAGGAAGAGGUGUACCUGUCCCUAAAGGAAGCGCAGCUCAUUUCCAAACAGAAGCAAGAAGUGGAGCCCUCCACGUAGCAGCGAGGGCCUCUGCUGUUCAGCAUAAGAAGGUGUUUUGAUUGCCAAGCUCCAGUUUGAAGAACCAAAUGAAGCUACCACAAAAGAAGAACUUGGCAGAAAGAGAGAAUAGAGAGGUGUUGUGAUUCCCAGCACAGACUUUGGUUUCCCUGCAGCUCUGGGGCUUCAAAGAAGCACACAACCAUCCUCCAAGUGGGGCUCCCUGUUCUACCCAACCCUGUGCCACCCCAGAGAUGAGCUCCUUGGAAAACUGGAAGAAGUCUUAACACUGUUUGUUUUCACGAGUUAUGUUUUGAUAUUUACAUUUCUCAGUGUAGGAAACUCAGUCAAAGGCAGCUGGGGUUUGUACCCAUAGAAGUGAAAGUGGUGUUGGGAUGAGCAGGUCAGGGGAAAGGGGAGGGAAGGGCUGGUAGGUCGGCUGGUGCCAAAGGCAGCAUUGAAAUCUUUUCCAUGACCCUGGGGGAAGAGCAGGGGAGCCAGAGACAUAAAAAAGAAUGAGAUUGGUUUCUGAGGAAAAGCAUCCGAUUCUCAUCUCCAACUUCAGUAGGAGAUGAGCGAAGGGGUGAUGGGUAAAGAGAAACGGCUGGUCUUGUUGCUGGAGGAAUGGUGACUCCGCUCCUUUCCUUUAAGGUUUACAAACCUGAUUUCAGAACCGCCUCUCAUGGAAUCGGUGUUCAUUUUGUUGUGCUAAAUUCCUUAAGCUCAGUGACCCGAGGCAAACCCAGUUCUCCCUCCAUCCUCACCCUCUUUUCCCUCAUAACUGUACAUUUCCCUUUGGUUAUAACAACACUCCUAUUGCUUCUGCCAGCUGUCAAGGCAGGAGUGUUUCUUGUCACUUGGGCAGUUCAGAGCUCCAGUCCUGGGAUGCUGAGGUUAAUGGCGCAUGCUUCCAGGUUCUUCAUGGCAAAGCAUACCUACAGCUGAGGAGUCAGUGUUCCCCCAUCUGUCAGCUAGUGAGAGGAAAUGUGGAAGAAGUGAGAAACAGCUGUUGUGCUUCUAAAGGAGUCUGCAUGUCUCAGCCUUAAUGGGAUUUCCAUAGAGCAGAAAGAGUCUCAUGAUCAUAGUUUUAUCAUUGUCAUCCCACCUCUGGGAUGGGAGGUGGCAAGGGCUUCCUCAUUUCCCCACGUUCAUUCUUGCAACCCAGAUAUUUCCUGAGUCAGACCUCAUUGCCCUUCCUUUACUGGGAAGUCUAUCAGAUGCUAGUUUGAAAGUUGCCUGUUUUCGAGAUAGAUGUGAAGAGAGGAAAGAAUGUUAGUGCUUGAGUUGUCUUUGUGUCUGAAGCUUGCCAUGGCCAGUCAUUGGCUACAUAAGUUGGCUCUCCUACAGUUAGUCUGGAAGAAGUAACAGUCAAGAUGAACAGUGUAGUUGUUGGGUCUUCUUUACUCUCCUCUAGUGUUCCAUGCGAUAGCCUUUGAGUUCUCUCUGCUUGUAUCUGCCUUAUAUGACAAACUGAACAUCAUCAGGUUUGGAGUUCGGGUGGUUUAGGGUGAAGCCCUGUGUCUUGGAAAAUUAGAAAACUAUUUCUUCUGGAAAGUGGCCUGUGGGCUCCCUCUGCAUAGAAUCACCUUCUUCCUCCUUUAGCUAAACAGAAAGGGAAUGAGCUUCCUCAACUGGCUGGAAAGAAAUGAACUGUGUGCGUGUCAGUCUAGCCCACUUCGGACAUGUCUCGUGGUACCCUUUUCCUACUUGACUUCAUAUGACCAACAGCAUAAGAUCAGAGAUUGGCGUACCUGUAAGCUCUGCCUCUGGAGGGUACAGGUCACUCACCAUCAUACAUACAGAAAGGGCUGUUCUGCAGUAGAGCCCCAAUUCUAGAAUCCAUAGAGAUCUUCAUGUGGUUUUGGAAGGGAUUCUUUCUCCAACUUCAGCCACUCAUAAUUUAAAAAUUAGUGUUCAUCUUGUGUUUGCAUGACUCUGAGCUAGGUAGCGUGGAAGGACAUAUGAGGUAGAAGACAAGACCCCUUCCCUGAGGGAACUGUAAAGUGACUGUUGCAUGUGAAGGAACACUCAUUGCAGCAGGAGAUCCGGGGCCAUUGUUAAAGAUAGAGUGGGUGUGAUCAGGGUAGACCAGAUGGUCUAGGAAAGCUCUGUGGUGAUGAGGGUUUGGGUUGUAGGCAAGGGCAGUGAAACAGAACACUCAAACUAAAGUACAGGAAGAGAAAUGUGCAUGGCACGUGUGCAGCUGCCUUAAAUAGCAUCAGAAUCCUGCUUGACUGCAAAGGUCUAGAUUGAAACUUCCCAAUAGUUGCACAGGUCUGAUGGCUAAGGGAGUGUGAGGGUGUUGUGGAGGACAAGACCAGAAGUCAGCAGACACCUCUGUGGUACUGGGGUUACCAGUGGAGAAUUUAUAUGCUCAGGUGCAAACCAGACCUGCUACAGAGCACAGGCAGCCUCAUCCUUUGUGUCCUGGGAAAGUGGGUUGCACUGUGCUCACGAUCUGCAUGUAUUUCAAACGCAGACCCUUUGUUGGCAGAAUGGGUUGCAAAACAGCAGUGUGGGAGACAGCUCCAUGAGGCCUGGCUUGGCACAUGGGAGCCUUGGGUAGAAGAGAGUGGUUGGGGAGAGCAGUCCUGCAGGCUGGCUGGAGAAGGGAGCAGGAACAAGGCCAGAAGCCAGCAUUGGCCUUCGCCCUUUGCCCAUGCUGCGCAGUUCUAGUGGAAAUGCAGUCCACUUGUCUUUGGUGGUUAUGUGCCAGUCACAGACCAGGAAAGGCUGUCACUAGAGACCUGCUGGGGAGUUGUGGUUGGGGGGGGGGGGGGCACUACUCCCAGACCCAGCCUAUAACCUUUGCUUGUUUAUAACCUUCCUUAAGACGGGUAUGUGCCAGUGUGAGCCAGUGACAACCACUGCUGCAACCUGUUAUUACUUGAAAUGCACGUCUGUGCCAGCAGCAUAGGCGUGGGGGAGCAGGGGCUUGGCUGUGGAGUCCAGUUGUCCUGGUUUGAUGUUUAGACUGAUCAUGGCCUGUCUCCUGCUUAUGCCAAGGUGAAGAAAAUAUAGAUGGCAGUGCCAGCCUCUUGAAAAAGCUUGGAAGUGUCCCAUAGUUUCCUGUUUCUCCUUUCCUACUGUCACUUAGGCUGAGCUGUUUGAGCCAAGCAGGGAGUGAUGGGAUGGCUACACAUUCCUCUCUGAUGCAUAUCCCAUAAGGAGUAGGGAACAGUUCAGAGUACAGCCCCAGGGAGCCUUCCCCAUGCUCCUAGAAGGGCAUGGCCUGCUUGAAUCCCCUAUCCCAGUGGGAAGUAGGGAUAGGAGAAAUUUCCCCAGGUAAGAUAGUUUCCUUCUUUGUUGCCUCUCCUGAUUUUUGAGCCCAGGAGUCAGAGGUCAAGUCACUGAGAUGUAAGGAGCAAGGUCUAUGUGUGUCCUCAUUUGUAGAAGUCUUGUCUGCAGUUGGGAUGUUGGGAUAUCUCCACUGGCGGCGACUAGGAUUUGUUUUCCACUUUAAGAGAAUGGCAUGCCCCCUGUGUGGAGGGGAGGAGCUUUGAGUUAGACAUUUUCCCUAUGGGAAUCCUCUUGGUCUGGUUUGUGGGAAGAGGGGAGUAGAUGUGUGGUUUUGUUUCUGGUCAUGGCACGGCUGUCCUCACACGGAUGUGUGCUGUCGCGCACCUGUGGCGUCGUCGUUCACUGCAGCAGUGCUAUCAGUAGUUCAAAAUGAUUUAUUUGCUCCUGGGGAGUAAAAUCUUUUUUAUUAAAAAGAAAAAGGAAAAAAAAAAAAAAGGUGUGCCCCAUUAUGAUAGCUGUAGAAUUACUGGGC